UAUUAUUCAGCGUAUCGGACGAGAUCAGAACAAAACACAACACCGACGAACUCGCGCGCGCAGUGGGAUAUUCAACUUCUGCUGUUAUUUUACUUUACCGAAGCACUAUUGUCUUUUUAGUGUAGAAGCAUUCAGCUAAAAUGAAUCGAAUGGGGAGUAUGUGCACAUUUGAUGAAAUCAAAUGGGAUGACAGAAUGAACGGGCACAGAAGGCUCAGACUGACUCUCCACGAGCAGAACCAGCAGCAGCAGCUCACCACGGAGAAGCCAAUUGGCAGAGCUUUUGCCUUGGUACAACCAACCUAUGAAAGGCAGCCACUGAAGACUGAUCUUAUCAAGCCGUCUGAGGACCAGGGUGAGGUCAUCAAGGUAUACCUUGAAGACCGCAAAGAAGCACAAGUCAGACACCAACAGAGUCUAAAGAUGCUCUCAGAGGAAGUUUCACAAAUACAGGAGGUGAGAUAUUGUCUAAAGAACCUCAGAGAGCAGAUGGCAGCUAAAAGUCACAGAACAGAACACGAGCUGGUGUUAUCUAGUACUGGUCCUAGAAAAGUUAAUGGCACUUAUUCAGUACUUACACAGACCCUGAAUGGCUUAGAGAGACAGGAUAGUGUGGAUGAGCAGGAAAAAGAGAAGAUGAGGGAGGCCAGUAAGCGUCUGUAUGCUCAACUCCAAGACUCUGAGAAAAAACACCAGGAGGAUAGAGAACAACUGCUGGCAGAGGCUCGUCAGUAUAAGAAGCAGUUAUCUGAGCAGAGUGAGUAUCUGAAGAAGGUUCAGCACAGCAAGGAGCAGCAGGAUCAGCAGAUCGAAGACCUUCAACGUCUCAUGGGCGGCAUGGAGCAGGAGAGCUCCUCCCUCAGAGACCAGCUCAUGACCAAAGAAGCCGAAGUCCUGCAGCUGCACGAACUGAGGGAGGAGGGCCAUGCAGGGAGGGAGAGGUUAGAAGAGCUGGAAAGGGAAAAUGCGAUUUUGAAAGAGAAGAUUCAUCACUUGGAUGACAUGCUCAAGAGUCAACAGAGAAAACUACGGCAAAUGAUUGAACAGCUUCAGAACUCGCGCAUGGUGAUUCAGGAGAGAGACAGAGUGAUCAGAGAGCUGGAGGAGAAGGUGGCCAUGCUGGAGGCAGAGAACAAACAAAUGCACGAUCAGAUGGAUUACUACCUGGGGAGUCAAAGGUCAAAUUCAUACCUGCCAUCAGACACCAAUGCGCAGAUUGUCUACAGCAAGCCUCUGAGACCUUCCACCCAUACCAACAAGAGUCUGCCCUUCAUCAAAGUCAUUGAAAUUAAAUCAUGAACGUUACCACAGCAACAUCACACAGCACUGCUGUGACAACCGUACCAUCCUCCAGUAUCAGUGCUGGAUACUAGCAACACAAAUGACCACAGGCCUUCACCAAAGGACACACCAUUGCUUUAAUGUCUAAAGGCCUUUUCUCCAAGUAUACUUCUAACAUUGCAGAGGUCUGUUACUGUUAUUGCUACAAUUAUUUACUAUGAAUAAUCAAUGAAGGUUUGACACAACAGGGACUGUUAAAGUCAACAUAUCCAUUUUUAUGAAGACAAGUGACGAAAACAAAAAUGAAUUACUCAUUUUCAUUUUUGUAAGAAGUGUGAAGGGCUUCUAGAUGGAUGCUGGGGAUAUUUUGGUAUUUAUUUGAGGCUGGCCCUCUGAAGAUGAUGUCUUUCACCCAAUAUUAAUGGACAGACUGGUUUUGUUGCUAAACACCCUCGCUGAGCUCUCUUUAUCUCUCGUAAUCUCCCUCGGUAUUAGCUCGGCUAAACACUUGGGGAAUUAAGGGGUCUUUUUCUGAGUUAGACCAGUUAUAGAGACGAUAACAGAUGGGAAAACAUUUUUAUUUUAUUUAAAGGAAUAUGAAGUAAAGAAGGAUGAAGGAUUUUUGUAUCUUCAUUGUAUCUAUUUAUAUCUAAAUUAAGGCUGGAAAAUGCGUUCUGUGGCAUUGGCCAAGGAAAGCGAUCAGGAACAGCAGUGUUCCUGGUUUAUCUCGAAUAACACUGAUAACUGACGGUGCUGAAAGAACUGAAGGGGAGACCGUGAGUUAUGACAUGCUUAUCCUGAAACAAAAAACUGCAACAAAUAUUUAUUCUUCAUCUACAUGCUUUUCUCAACCAAAGAGACACAGGAGAGAGAAUCCAAUGACUUGCCUUCUAUGAAAAACAAUGAUGCCUUGUGAGUGUUUCAUAAGAUUGAAAGAAUGUAACACUUGUCCUCUACUGAGCCAGUUCAGGCCAGUAGAACACAGUGUGAUCCCUGUUAUUCAGUCGAGCCAACCGCUGCAGUUACUCAGUUAGCCAUUUCCAACAUUCAGUAAACUGAUUUUAUAGCACCUAGUUAGAAAACUGAUGUGAUUGGCCAGAGCACCUGCCCAACUCAAAGUAGUGCCAUGUGAACAGGUAAUAAUAUCCCAACAUGGAUUAUUUAUACUUCAUUAAUUUAAUUCUGGACAAGGGUGUGUUCAAAUAUGCAUUCCAUUACCAUGUUUAUCCACCUUCACAUUUGUAGAUAGUUUUGUGUAUAUUUUCUUUUUGUGUGAACUUUAACCUUGAUGUGAAUUCCUUAGAAAGGCUUCAGAUAAGCAUGUAACAUCUUUUAUUUUUUUGUAAUAAUAAUAUUUUUGUAGUAAAAAACGAGUGGUUUGUUAUGCUUGAAUUAAUGGCAUUUUGAGUAUUGUAUUUAAAUAAACUAGUUUCAUGAA
Molecule: messenger RNA, 2718 nt
Organism: Rhinichthys klamathensis goyatoka
Lineage: Eukaryota; Metazoa; Chordata; Actinopteri; Cypriniformes; Leuciscidae
Gene: tuft1a
Product: tuftelin 1a
Exons: 12
Coding region: 141-1298 (385 amino acids)
Biological process (GO): intracellular signal transduction
Cellular component (GO): intracellular anatomical structure
Source: RefSeq, a predicted model, not a curated record